Elgaria multicarinata webbii is the source of this 1266-nucleotide messenger RNA. Its product is annotated as tetraspanin-4-like. The coding region runs from base 129 to 848 and encodes 239 amino acids. The transcript has 8 exons. The record is from RefSeq and is a predicted model, not a curated record. Lineage: Eukaryota; Metazoa; Chordata; Lepidosauria; Squamata; Anguidae. Gene Ontology annotation, cellular component: plasma membrane.
UCCUGCAUCCCAGCGGAGGAGAAGCAACUUUCAGGCUUCUAGGUGUCUGUGGGGGGGAGGGGGGCUAUCGCCCCAAAUCCACCCUCCUUCUCCAAAUCCCCCUGCCCCGAAGCCAAGAGCCAUUAAUCAUGGGGGUCAGCCGUGGCUGUUUGCUCUGCGUCAAAGUGAAGAUGUUUGUCUUCAAUCUCAUCUUCUGGCUGGGUGGCUGCGGAGUGCUCGGCGUGGGAGUGUGGCUGGCUGUUUCCCAGGGCCGCUUUGCCACCUUAUCCUUCUCCUUCCCGUCGUUGUCAGCAGCAGGGCUCUUCAUGGCGACAGGAGCCAUUAUCAUGGUCGUGGGCUUCCUCGGAUGCUUGGGGGCAGCCACAGAACAUCGCUGCCUAUUGCUGACGUUCUUCCUGGUCCUCUCCACACUUUUCCUCCUGGAGCUGGUUGGUUUGCUGGUUUUUGUCACCUGCCGGGACAAGUUUGACAGGUAUGCCCAAUCCAAUCUAAAGGAAGGGCUGAAGCUGUAUGACACAGAGGGCAACGUGGGGUUAACCAAAGCAUGGGACCUUGUGCAGAAUGAGUUUCGUUGUUGUGGGGUGCAGAAUUACACAGACUGGUUUGAAGUGUGUAACAGAACGUGGGUCCCCAAGUCCUGCUGCUUACAGCAAAGUGAGACUUGUCAAGUGGACAGCGCCAGCUGGUGGCCAGAGGCUUGUUACAAGAAGGUGAAAGACUGGCUAGGGGAGAACAUCUCUGCAAUGGGCAUUUUUGCUGCCUGCAUCAUUGUUGUCCAGGUGCUGGGCAUAGUGUUCUCCAUGCUGAUGUACUGCCAGGUCCGGAAGGCAGCGAAAUACUACGACUGAGUCCAUCCGAGUAUACUCUUGUGUCCAUCGGUCCUUGUAGCUUAGGGACAUGGAGCUCAGCAGCAACAGUAACGGCAUCUCUCGUCCCUCUGCCUUCUCCAUCCUGUCCUUUCCUUCUCUUAUUCAAGCCUUAUGGCUUUUGCUUAAGCCAAUUCUUGCCAUUUGCUCAUGCUGCAACUACUGGGGAAAGAUAUAUUUUCACAGCAGAGGAUCCCCCAAUUCCUGCUGAAAGACCAUUUAUGCUUUUUUUAAAAACUACCCACACAUGUUUUUAACCCCUAAAUAGGGCUCGAUUUUCUUCCAUCUUAGCUUACCUAGUUCCCCCUAUAUUUUAUAUCAUAAUGUCCCCUCUUCCUUCAACUCUGUUGCUUUUGUAUAUAACAGAACUAUACCAAGCACCAAUAAAAUACCCUCUAGC